Messenger RNA from Histoplasma capsulatum G186AR, 1357 nucleotides. RefSeq lists its product as uncharacterized. The record is from RefSeq and is a predicted model, not a curated record. The transcript is spliced from 4 exons. NCBI's taxonomy places the organism in Eukaryota, Fungi, Ascomycota, Eurotiomycetes, Onygenales, Ajellomycetaceae. Bases 128 to 1357 code for a protein of 409 amino acids.
AUCCAGCAUUUCCCCAGCAGCAACUGGAGAGAUAUCAAAUGUUUUUGGUGAAAUCAUCUUUCCUUGCUCGCCGCAGCGGCGGUUUCAUCUGAUCUUUUUGCUUCUGCGGUGUGUGAUCGCCGCCGACAUGGAAGACAAAAGCCAUUCCAUCUUUGCCGUUGCGGGUACUUUUCUAGCCAUAUCGUGGAUAAUCGUUGCAUUGCGCUGCUAUGUGCGGCUCACCCUGACCCGUUGGGGUGUUGACGACCUCACCAUGGUCGUGACUUUGCUGCUCUUCUCGACAUUUGUUUCGUCACUCAUAUUUUCGACGACGAAUGGACUUGGGAAACAUGAUAAAGCAAUAACCAAUCGGAACACGGUCAUGAAUGCAUUCAAGGGUUUUUUCCUUUGCGAUCUUUUUUAUAUUUUGUCUUCAGGGAUUGUGAAGAUCUCCUUCUGUUUGUCAUUAUUACGAGUAGUUGUCAUCGGACGAGCUUAUGUCUACACGAUAUACACUGUAGCCGCAGUCACCGGCAUUUUCACAACUUUCUACUGGUUCUUCACCCUGUUUACUUGCUGGCCGGUGGACUUUUUAUGGGAGCAGAUCCGAAAUCCGGAUGGCCAAGGGACGUGCCGGCACUUUCGCGCAGUCAUCUCUGGAAGCUACGCACAUGGCUCAAUUGUUUGCCUGGGUGAUAUAACACUUGCAAUAGUGCCUGCCUUGAUUUUGCGGAAAUUAAGCAUGAACUCCCGUACAAAGAUAUCCGCGAUGGUUCUACUUGGCUUUGGAGCAAUAGCAAGCGUUGCCACAAUAUCCAGAAUUACAUACAUCCACCACGGAUAUGAUCAACUGGAUUUUCUUUACACCAACGCUGAGAUAAUGAUCUGGUCCACAGUUGAGAUAGGGGUAAGCAUCAUAGCCGUGUCGGCUGUGACGCUGAAGCCGCUGCUGAUGAAAUACACAAUCUUUUUCCACACUCGAAGCAACAACUCAGGCUCACCAGAACCACCAAGGCACAUCGAGAAUUUCACGUUCGGGGUUAGCACACUGCCGCAAAGUAACACUCACGAUAAUCGAACACAUCAAUCCUCUGGUCCUACAAAAAUCAGCUCAUCUAUACUGAGGUCUAAUACCAUAAUUGGUAACGGGCGGUCAUCAUCGGAGGAAAACAUCUGGGCAUCGAAGGGUGGUGGUCAUCAUUCGAUAAAUACUAGCGAGGAAAUCGAGGAGGAAUUCGAAUUGGUUUCAAGGGGAAAAGUAGAGUUUUCGACGUCGAUGGUCACAAAGGAGCAUGAUGACGACCCCAUGCAGAUCAACCAACAAGUGUUUACCGAGCAGCGUCCUUAUGCAAAUGGUCCUUAUGCAAAUGGACGCUAA